Molecule: messenger RNA, 1785 nt
Organism: Glycine soja
Lineage: Eukaryota; Viridiplantae; Streptophyta; Magnoliopsida; Fabales; Fabaceae
Exons: 1
Coding region: 183-1631 (482 amino acids)
Source: RefSeq, a predicted model, not a curated record
UCUCUUUGGUGCAUGCGUGGGAAGUUAAAUAACGAAACAUGCGGUAACCAAACAAAGUCCUAAAAGAAAACCAGCAAUAACAAAUAGUAAUAGUGAAUAACAGAGGAUGUAAAAAGCCUCACACUCAGAGUCACAGAAUCCUCGCGCCCACAAGCAAAACAGAGAGAAAAAAGAAAGCAGAAAUGGGAUCAUUCCCAAAAGCAAAACCCAACAACACUCACACCGACACCAACACCAACACCCAUAACAGGGUUAUGGGUUUUCUCCUAGUUUUCUUUCCGGAAGAGAAUAACAAUACAACACCAACCAUUGCUACCAAAAGUACCAAACCCAACCUUGUAUCUUCUUCUCCCUCUCCACAUUCCUUGAAGAGAAUUAGUUCCAGUUCCAACAAUGCCCUUCUCUCCAAAGCCCAGUCCACUAUCUCAAUAUGCUUCCUCCUCCUCUUCACUACCCUCCUUCUCUUCACACUCUCCACAUUCGAACCCACACACCACAAACCUCGCUCCAUACCCCCCAAAUCCAAACUCCGCAAAAACACCUCCUCAAGCGACGUCGCUUUCCCCUCCACUGCGCUCCAGCGUAUGGGCACGCUCUACCGCAGAGGCACCCGAGCCAUGAACGACAUCGUCGUUUGCCACGUACCCGAAGACACUACUCACGACGAAUUCCGAAUCUUCCUCAGACUCCUCCACCGCUCCGGCCUCACUUCCAAAUCCGACGUCGUCUUCAUCUUCGUCUCUGCCUCCUCUUCAACCACUUUCGCUCACAUUGUCCACGAAGAGAACACCUCAUUCCUCUCGCUCAUUAACCUCCACGCUCAGUUGAACUCGACUCAGUGGGCCAAACCGUCCGAGUCGAACUUCGACGCGACUCGUUUCUUGAAAGCUCCCAAGAAAGGAGAACCGCUCUGGGGAAAGAAAAUUCGGACGAAUUAUAGUGGCUCGGAAGGUGAGUUGAGUCGGGCGAGUUAUGGGUCGGUGCUUAGUUUUGAUGCCAACGAACUCGAUCCAGAGAACUCGUUGGCUGGUUUUUUGGACCGAGUUCCACUCAGUUUGAGAAGGUGGGCCUGUUACCCCAUGUUACUCGGGCGCGUGAGGAGGAACUUUAAACACGUGACCCUUGUGGAUGUAAAAAAUGUGGUCAUUUUUAAUGACCCACUCGGACGAGUCAGGAACCAGAGUCCCGAGUCGGUUUUCGUGUACCCUAAUGCAAAACACGGUAGGAACUCCGAGAGGACUCAGUCGCAUCACCCGGUUAACUCAGUGAUUCUGAUGGGCGGCGCCCGCGGGAUCCGGCGCGUGUCGCACGCCAUGCUCGUUGCGAUUGUUCGGGCCGCAAUGCAGCCGCACAAGAGGAAGAACUCGGUGUCCGACUCGGCGAUUCUGAGUCAACUCGUAAGGAACAAGUUUGCAUUGAGGAACGUUCACUUAAUUGUCUCGGGGGAGUCGAUUCCGGAAGCGAGUUCACUCGCUGGGUCAACAUCGUUUUCGGAUUGUACAAUAAUUCAGCGGGGUACGGGUAAUUAUUAUGACCUCAAUUCUAUUGUUAAGAAGCAAAUUUGUUCUUCUGUGAUGGAUUCUUUUGUUUAUAACAGUGAUUGUAAGCAUCAGGUAAAAGUAGAACAAUAAUGAGAAAAUAGGGGGGAAAAAUUAACGAGAAAAUUCGUGUAUUUAUUGAACUUACUUGUACUAGUAGUUUUAUAGUAGCAUAAAUUUUCCCACCGUCUCUCCUCUAUUAUUAGUUUUGUAGUUAGUUGCAUAUAUUUAUUGUUCUUUCCCUGUG